Molecule: messenger RNA, 3398 nt
Organism: Salvia miltiorrhiza (redroot sage)
Lineage: Eukaryota; Viridiplantae; Streptophyta; Magnoliopsida; Lamiales; Lamiaceae
Product: protein FAR1-RELATED SEQUENCE 5-like
Exons: 8
Coding region: 238-3135 (965 amino acids)
Molecular function (GO): zinc ion binding
Source: RefSeq, a predicted model, not a curated record
AGCUGAUUUUAAUUAUUAAAUUUCUCAUAGUAAUCAGUGAGAUUAAGGUAUGAGUAACAUGAUGCAUAAGUAGAAGGGCCUUCACUAAAGGUAUUUACAAUUUCAAUACAUGGAGGGCUGGCAAAACAUUUCACGAGAGAGUUGAGUUAACGCUGUUAACUCCUUCCGUGAAGUCAUCAUUACGUUCUCGGGGCACGUUAUAAUUCGGCAUCAGCAUUGGGCAACUUAUGCUGGUUAAUGAUGGAUUUUAAUUUGAACGAGUAUCCAACUAAUGAUGUUGGCGAUGAAGAUGAAGUAUCGUCAAGGAAGGAAGCAUUUGUUGAUGACAAUAAUGUUGAAAAUAGAAACGAAGAUUGUGAUGAUAAUUCAGAUGUUGGAGACGGAGAUAAGGAUGAAAGCGUUGAAGAAGUUGAGGAAAAUGUUGAAGAUGAGCAACAUGUUGAGCAUGAUUGUGCCAAUUUUGUCGAUCUACUUAAUAGGAUUGAUGUACUUGAGAUGGUAUUAGAUGUUGGAAAAUCUGUGAAUGAUCCCGAAGCAGCUCAUAUUUUAUAUUGCGAGUAUGCAAGACUGAAGGGGUUUAGUGUGACAAGAGAUAACAAAGGUUACUUUAAUCAUACUAAAAUAUGUAGUUUCCAAACAUUUCUUUGCUCUUGCCAUGGUAGGAGUGAAACGAAGACAUCAUUGGAUAGAGGGAUGGCUACUUACAAGAAGCAAGAUCGAAAGACCAUGUGUAAGGCAAAGCUAAGGGUGUCACGCAGACGUAAUCAGCCAUGGAAAGUGAGUUCUUGGUACAGAGAACACAAUCAUGAAUUAUUCCCCUCUGGCCAGUCGUAUUUGUUACGGUCUGCCCGUUCUGUGUCUAAAUGUAAGAAACUUUUGAUAGAAGCAAUGAAUUCAGCAGGCAUUGGCAUCUCUCGGGCUUGUGCAUUCAUUGAGAAGGAGUCAGGCGGGCCACAAAAUUGUGGUUUUACACGGAAGGAUGCUUAUAAUCACAUUAAUGGCUUAAAGAUGAAGACAAAAGUGGAAAACGGUGAUGCAAAUAGCCUUAUUCAAUAUUUCAGCAAGAUGUCGAAUAGUGAGACAUUCUUUUAUUUUGACUUUCAAGUAGAUGAUGAAGGGCGACUUAUGAAUUUUUUCUUCAGAGACUCUCGCAGCUCUUUGGACUACGAUUAUUUCGGAGAUGUGUUGUCUGUAGAUAGUACGUAUCGGACCAACAGAUACAAGCUUGUUUGUGUUUCUUUUGUUGGUGUGAACCAUCAUUUGAAGAAUGUUAUGUUUGGAAUUGGUUUCCUAUCUGAUGAAACCACCCGAUCUUACGAAUGGUUACUUUCCACUUUCUUGAAGUCUAUGCAUUCGAAACAACCGGACAUAAUUUUUACGGAUCAAUGCCAAUCGCUUAUGAAUGCAAUUGAUUCCGUAUUCCCGAGCGCUAGUCAUCGUCUAUGUCAGUGGCAUAUCAACCAAAACGCGCCAUCGCAUUUUGGGAAGUUGAAUGGGAAUUCAUUCUUCAAAAAAGCUUGGUUUCAUUGUAUGAAUGGAUGUGAUACUGAGGAUGAAUUUGAAGUAAUGUGGAUGUGUAUGAUUGAUGAAUACAGGCUUGAAGAGAAUAGAUGGUUUAAUACCAUGUACGGGUUGAAAAAGAGGUGGUCCUCUGUCUUUACAAAUCAGCGAUUUUGUGCCGGCCUACAUGCAACAUCGCGUAGUGAGGUAACAAACAAGGUUAUUAAGAACCUUUGUAGUGCAAGCAUAUCAUUACAUGAUUUUGUGCUUAAGUUUGAAGAAGUACAAAUUCAAUGGCGGCGAAAAGAAGCUGAAGAGGAUGCACUCUGUAUAGGAAUGCCAGGGUUAUUUGUGCAAAACAAUGAAUUGUUGAAUAGUGCAGCUAAAUUCUUGACACGAAGUGUGUUUCGAAAAUUGGAGCAUGAGGCUAGUUAUUCAAUGAACGUUGAUUUAAUCAAAGGGCCAUCAAGUUAUGCUUCUGAUGACAUAGAAUUCACCGUGUCUUCUGGUAACUCUGGUGGGAACCCGAGGCUUGUUAAAUUCAAUAGAUCAAGUGAGCUUGCUAGCUGCACGUGUCGUCUUUUCGAAACAGCGGGAUUUCUGUGUUCUCACAUUUUCAAGAUUUAUUAUCUUAUGAAUGUGAAAAGCAUUCCAAAAGAAUAUUUAUUGACCAGACUAUCUCGGCUGGCGAAGAAUAGAAUUUCGAUGAAUGUAGAUUUCGGCAACGCUGUAGAGAAUGAUACGGAGCUGCAUAUAUCCAGUUUGGCCUUUGUGAAUCACUUGAUGCGGUCGACAUAUGAGCUUGCCGAAUAUGCAAAAAUGCAUAGUGAUAAGCGUGGCCUUAUUAUGAACCGCCUAGCAUCAUUGCGUAAGGAGGUUUAUGGUUCGAAAAAAGACUCAAAUGUGUCUGCAAGACAAAAGCCUAACUUGCCGAAAGGAGGUGUUGCAUUUCGAAAUCCGAAAGUGGCAAAGACACGUGGUGAAACCAAUUCAAGAAUUGAAAGACACUGGGAUAGAUCUAAAGGCAAGGGCAAGGAGAAAAUACAGAAGAAGAAAGCAGGUGAGUUGUCCGAAAUUUUUUGGCAAAGGCCGAACAAUUUUAGAAAAUUUCCGAAAAUUUGUCGCGUUGGCCGAAUUUUUUUCCCACGCGCCGAAAUAUUUGCCCAAGGUUAUGAAACUCGUGCAUCUCAGAAACGUAAGUUGCAGCACUCGGACAAUGUUAGGAACUGUACAUUGUUUGAUAUGCCAUGUGGUUCUGUGGGUACUGCUAAUCCUAAUGACACACCUACUUCUCCACGGACUCAUUCUGAUUCUGUGGCAUAUGCGAAAAUUAUUACUGGUGAAGAACCUGUAAAUACCACUCCAACUGACGACUCUAAAGGUGGCCAAAGGCGUCCAUCUAAGAAACGUAAGUUGCACAACUCCGACGAUGUUAGUAACCCUGCACCCUUCGCUAUGCAAUCGGCUUCUCAUGAUAAUGAUGUCCCAUAUGAUACUUGGGAUGAAAAUUUUGGUUGGAUUCAUGCUGAUUCUAGGACAUAUGUAAAUAUUAUUGAUAAUGAAGAACCAGUAAUACCCAAUCUGGAUGACGACUAUGAGGACUUGGACUUGAACUUUAGUCUUUCAAGGAUUUGAGGAGUUUUAUAGCAAAUACCUUGAACUUUUUUGUUUUUGAAUCUAUAAGUGUACAUAUCAUUAGAAGGUACAUGUUCGGGGAAAAAUUGCGAAUAUAUUUAAAGCUCUGUUUAAUGCUUUUUAUUGUUGCCGAAAACAGUUACACUCCGGCAGCUUUGUCGGCGAAUUGUCUUCAUUGUUCGGCGAAUAGGUUAGGCAGAUGUCGAAUAUUCUAUCGUUUUGGUGUUUUAUUUGAUCUAUAUUUUUAUUUUGCCGAUGUUCUA